Lasiosphaeria miniovina is the source of this 1682-nucleotide messenger RNA. Its product is annotated as WD40-repeat-containing domain protein. The transcript is spliced from 4 exons. Gene Ontology annotation, molecular function: ubiquitin binding. Gene Ontology annotation, cellular component: kinetochore; nucleoplasm; bub1-bub3 complex. NCBI's taxonomy places the organism in Eukaryota, Fungi, Ascomycota, Sordariomycetes, Sordariales, Lasiosphaeriaceae. The record is from RefSeq and is a predicted model, not a curated record. Gene Ontology annotation, biological process: mitotic spindle assembly checkpoint signaling. The coding region runs from base 162 to 1286 and encodes 374 amino acids.
CAAAGCUCCGUCCUCAAGCUGCCAAAGCUCGAGACUUUUCCUACUACCCUGCGAACCUUCCUCACCUCCCAGCCCAGCUUUCACCUUCCCUCACUGCUGAUACAUAGCAUACUCUACUUAGACGAGACAUCUCUCAAUUCGCGCGAUCAGAAACUAAGAAAAUGGCGCCUGCCACCCAGUUUGAGAUCGCCCAAUCCCCGGGCGACGCGCUCACGGCAGUUGUCUUUGCGCCCGAUGAUCCGAGCCGCCUUCUCGUCUCAUCAUGGGACAGAAAGCUCUACAUGUACGAUGUCGCCCAGGGAAAGGAGGAAGCGACUCUGGUCAAGACGUUCGACCACCGUGCGCCCGUGCUGGCAGUCUGCUUCGGCGCCAACAAAGAUGUUGCCUUCACGGGCGGAGUUGACCGCUGGGUCAAGAAAAUCAACCUUGCGACCGGCGAGCAGACGGUCUUGAGCGAGCACACGGCGCCUGUCCGCUGCGUCGUCUACAGCCCAGAUCACUCCAUUCUCAUCUCUGCCUCGUGGGACUGUUCCCUUCAUAUUCACCACAUUUCCGACGACUCCAAACCGUCAACGCCUCUCAAGAUCCAACUUCCCGGAAAGGCGUACUCGCUCGCUGCCAGCCCUUCGAAGGUAGUGGUGGCCAUGACGGCGCGACUUGUUCACAUCUACGACCUGCCGACGAUCGCAUCUGUGCUCGCCCUGUCGGCUACUAGCAACGGCCACAGCGACACCGAUGCCAAGGCCGACAACAGCGGAAUCCCGACCCCAGUGGUCUCAGACAUACAGCCCUGGCAGCAGCGCGAAUCGCCGCUCAAGUUCCUGACGCGCGCCGUUUCUUGCAUGCCCAACGACGCCGGCUACGCCACGUCGAGCAUUGAGGGCCGCGUGGCCGUUGAGUGGUUCGAGGACACGCCCGAGUCGCAGGCGCGCAAGUACGCCUUCAAGUGCCAUCGCCAGGUGGCUCCCGAGGAGGAGGGCGGCGGCGACAUUGUCUACCCCGUCCACGCGCUCGCCUUCCACCCAGUCUACGGCACGUUCGCGUCGGGUGGCGGCGACGGUACCGUGGCACUCUGGGACGCCGAGGCCAAGCGCCGCAUGCGCCAGUACCAGGGUCUGCCCGAGGGUGUUCAUUCGCUGGGCUUCUCUGGUGACGGGAAAUACCUGGCCAUCGGCACGUGCCCCAACUUUGAGCAUGGAAUGGAGGAUUAUAGCGGAGUGGGCCGCACGCACGUCUUCAUCCGCGAGCUCAGCGAGACAGAGGCCAAGGGCAAGGGAUCGAAGUGAGAUGGUUGUGUAUGAUUUGGGGUGUUGCGGCUGCAUCUAUCUUCUUGUGUCUGUAUACCUUUGAACCUUUGACUGGCGUUCUGGAGAAAGGGACAUGGCGGGAUACGCAAAUAUGGCUUGACGGAAACAGCACUGUGGUUGGAUAUAUGGGAGAUUCCCUUGGGAUUUGGUGUGUGGCAAAAAACAAAACAAUCUUUCUGUUUUCGUGUCAUGCGACUGAUAUUCAGAGCUACAGAUACUCUGGCGAAGGGGGGCACGUUUGUUGGCAAACGAAUCUCGGGGCUACAUGUACGUUUACAAUGCAAUGACUGAUUUCUGGGUCACUGAACCUCCCCAUCACAGCAUGGCUAGGUUCAAGUUCUCUACAUCAAAUCCUUCAACGUCUUCUUCCCAAAG